AUGGGCGAUGGAGGUCGACGAUGGAAGUGGAAGUGGAAGUGGAAGUGGAAGUGGAAGUGGAAGUGGAAGUGGAAGUGGAAGUGGAAGUGGAAGUGGAAGUGGAAGUGGAAGUGGAAGUGGAAGUGGAAGUGGAAGUGGAGGUGGAAGAUGGAGGUAGAAGAUGGAGGUGGAAGAUGGAAGUGGAAGAUGGAGGUGGCAGUAGAAGUGGAAGUGUUGGGAAAAAAAGUGAACUGGAAAAUCAACACCUGCACCUCGUUUCUGGCCUAUGAGAAUUCGGGAUCACUGCAGUCGCGUAGGCAACGAGAGGGCAAACGCGUGCUGUUUUGGCCAGAAGCUUCCACAGUCAACGCCACCGGUAUCAAGUUCAUGCAGAAGUGA
Molecule: messenger RNA, 378 nt
Organism: Trichoderma virens Gv29-8
Lineage: Eukaryota; Fungi; Ascomycota; Sordariomycetes; Hypocreales; Hypocreaceae
Exons: 2
Coding region: 1-378 (125 amino acids)
Source: RefSeq, a predicted model, not a curated record